Molecule: messenger RNA, 843 nt
Organism: Solanum pennellii
Lineage: Eukaryota; Viridiplantae; Streptophyta; Magnoliopsida; Solanales; Solanaceae
Exons: 7
Coding region: 133-843 (236 amino acids)
Molecular function (GO): protein binding
Source: RefSeq, a predicted model, not a curated record
GAUUGAGAAAAGUCUCUUUUUGUUGUUAAUUUUGUUUUGGAAGGACAGAACAAAGGGUUUGUUUGAACAUUGAAGCUAAUUCCCAGAAUUUGUUUCUCUGUUGGGUGAAUAAACAAGAGGAUCGUUAAGCGAAUGAGCAAGAAAAAUGAGGAAUCUCCGCGGGUGAGCGCCUCACCAAACCCGCCUCCAUUGCCAGUGGCUUUCAUAAGUAGCCGGCAAGAGAGAACAUUUGCAGCGAGGAAAUCAGCACUGAGAAAAUACUGCUGCACGCCAACUGCUACAAAGAAUACUUGGGAUUGCCUCUUUGAUGAAGGUUACAGAGCUGACGUUUCCAUUAACACAGAUAACGGUGGCGUCCUCUACGCACAUGCUAGUAUUUUGGGUGUGAAUUCUGCAGUAUUUAAAAGCAUGUUGAGUUUAAAAAAAUCUAGACCACAUGGUCGAUGUGGUCAUCAACGAUCCAUCACCAUAAAUGGGGUUCCACCUGAGGCUGUUCAAGUUUUCAUCAAACCCUCGAGCAUUUUAGCACCCCUGCACGAGUGUUGUGAAAGGCGAGGUGACCCUUCAUCGCCUAUUAGCUUUGAGGCAAGACGAUUUUCAAAAGACGACGCCAUGGCAACAAUGGCGAGAAAGGUACCACUUGUGCAACAGUCCUCACCCGAGCAAUAUUUGCUGAAGGAUGCAAGUCAGUGGCAGCUGCCUGCAGAGAAAUAUCCAUACUUGUUCUCAAAGGGUUCAUUAUUUGGGAGAUUUCGCUAUUUCUUGCCUUGCCUUUGCAUAUCAGUGUUCGCCUUGGUUGUGGCUGUUGGUUCAUUUUGGAUUCUGGUAAAUCUAGCUAUAUGA